AUGAUCAACACGCGCAGACACCCAGUACCGGACAAGGACAUGGUGGGCAUGAUGGGCAUGGAGUCAAGCACGGGCUCGGACAUGACUGGUGGUGACAACAAGGCACAGGUCACAGAAUCUGCCACUACCACCACCACGAUGGCCACGACCCACAACAACAACAACAACAACAACAACAACAACAACAACAACAACAACAACAGCAACAACAACAACAACAACAGCAACAACAACAACAACAACAACAACAACAGCAACAACAACAACAACAACAACAACACGGUCAUGGCCAAUGCUGAUGAGACGCCUCUGAAAGCCAUCGCCAGUCAGUCGGGAGAUCUUCAGCAGUCAGACAGUCCCGUCACCAUCAUCGUCGACAAGGAAGACGAUGAUGUGAUCAUCCACAGCUCUGAUGAAAUCGAGCCAGAGGUGGCCAUUCCUGGCAUGCGAGUGGCUUCGUUCUUUGCUGUUGUCGGCAUGUCGCCUGGUCCCCUGGUUGAGGCUGCAGAGAUCAACGCCAAUGCGGUCCGCUCGGUGGCGGUGAAUGAGGAAGACAGUGUGGCUGAGGCUGCCAUCGAGCCCAACCCGGUCCUUGUGCUCCCGAGCCAGCUCGAUCGUGGUCUCUCCAGACAGCGCGCAGGCUCGGCAACGUCGGUUGGCUCGUCUGUCGGCUCGGCGUCAGCUACGUCGCCGCUCGGCAUCACAGGGCCCAUGUCACUCCCGUCGUCGCCGUCGGUCGACUCGGUCGAUGGCUCGGCCUCGUCGCCCACACGGAGCCACAAGAAGAAACGCCGCCGUGUCAGCACCCGCACCGGCUGGGGCUCGCGCGCCAGUGCCGCCGUCCUCGACACCGUCCUCGCUGGCGAGUACCAGGGCACAACGCUGCUGCGGCUGCCCGAGGCCGACGCCGGCGACGGCUCGGUCGUCGUCCCGGACAACUUGUGGAUGUUUUGCUUCCCGCGCUCCGCCAAGAUCCGCCGUCCGGACUCGACCGCCGGCUCGGCUGCCUCCCGCCUCCCGCAGCCGCGCUUCCACUCGUUUGUCCUCACAGAGCUCUCGGGCGGUCACUCGUUUGGUGGGUGCAUCACCUUUUACGAGGAGGCCUACCUCGAGGUCUCGGUCCCGCGCGAGCCGGUCGCCGACACCGCUGCAGCCGACGCGCCCGCCAGCUCGGAUUCAGACUCGAGCUCGGGCUCGUACCUGACCGACGACGAGCUGGAGUCGGUCGCGCCGCCGGCCGCCGAUCCGCGGCCCGACGCCGUCCGCAUUCGCGUCCGGGUCCUUGUGCCCAAGGCGCUGGUCCUCGUUUGCAAGGCGCCGGUCUACGCCUUUAUCGAGUCGUACCUCGUCUCGCUCCUCGACAUCCAUCUCCGCCGCGUGGAAGAGGUCGCCGCCCCGACCGAGUCGCUCCCGGUCUCAUUCCGCAUCCCUUACCGCGACCUGUUGUGCAACCUGCUCGAACAAGUCCCGCUGCCGCCGCGCGGCAAGCUCCAAGUCUCGGUCUCGAUCGGCCAGUCUGAGCUCUUCCUCCGCAGGCCGGCCUUUAAUGAGCUCCCACUCCUCGAUGUCGCCAUGGACUUGCUCCUCAUGGUCGCCGACCAGGACACCCUCAUCCAGCUCUUCCACGCCCUCGUUCUCGAACAAAAGCUCGUCCUCGUCUCGGACCACGCCUGGCUCCUCACCCCAAUCGCCGAGGCCCUGCUCUCGCUCCUUUACCCCUUCAAGUGGGACCACGUGUACAUCCCGCUCGUCCCCAAGCCGCUCGUCAACUUUGUCCAUGCCCCGGUCCCGUUUGUCAUGGGCAUGCUCCACGAGUACCUCCCGCGCAACGAGCUCUCUGACGACGUCGUCCGCUUCAACAUCGAUACCGGUGCCGUCUCGUCCGGCGCCCCGCUCGACAUCGAGCCGCUCCCCGAGUACGUGCAUAAGAAGCUCGUCAAGCGCCUCUCUGCCAUCAGGAUGCGCCGCCCAGGCGCUCCGCUCGACAUUGCCAAGCUCCGCAAGGUUCACUCGCACUAUGUCGCCCGUGCAGUCGCCCCGGUCACCCUUGACGCAGACAACUCGCUGCUCGAGCCGACUCUCGUCGGUGCGCCGCCGAGCCAGGCUGGUGGCAAGACCGGCCCGUCUCCGCUCUCCUCGCGCCGCUCCUCCAUCGCCUCCACCCGUGACACGCCGUCUACCAACGGCACGCCCACCAUUCAGCUUCUCUCCGACUCGAUUCACGACUCGUCGCCGCAGCUGGCCCUUGUCGACCGCUCCAUGGCUGCCUACCGUCGCCGGCAGAGCAUUGACACUCACGCCUCGCGUCUCCGGAGCCGCGGCACGCCUGCUCGAUCCAUCUCGGUCGGAUCAGACGAGCUCCGUGUCCGCGCCGUCACCUCGGCCGCCUCCUCCCAUCCGCCGGCCGGCGCGCCUUCCAGCGCCGAGCCCGACCCUGACCUCAAUGACGACCCCGAGCUUGACUCGCUGCGCCUCAAGGGCCAGUCGGCGCAGAGCGCCGACGCCGACGCCGCCCGCGACGCGUUCCUCCGCUUCUUCACCUCGCUCUUCCAGGACUAUGCAAAGUACGUCGUCACUGCUGACGACGAGGAGGCGUACGCCGCCAUGAUGGACGACUACAACUUUCCGCUUUUUGACAAGGACGGCUUCCUCGAGUCGCUCGCCGCGCUCGCCUCCAAGAACUCCAAGGCCCAGGCCUUUGUCUCGGCCAUGCUCGCCACACAGGCGUUCAACCUCUUUGUCGAGGAGCGGGUCACCGCCGCCUUUCAAGGCGUCGACCUUGCGGGCAUGCACUUUGACGAGGCCAUCGUCGAGAAGAAGGGCAAGUCCAAGCUCCGACUUGGUCGUGGUGCAAAGGCGCUCUUCCUCUCCGAUCCUUCGCUCCAGGUCGCCGCCACACACUACGCGCCCGAACCGUCGCGUGUCAACAAGCACCCGGUCCACCUGUUUGCCUACGGCCCUGCCUUUCCCACCCAUUUUGAGGAAAGCCAGGUCCAGCUCCUCCCCGCCCUCGAGCUUGUGAAGCCGGUCCACGCCGAAGUCGCUGCCUACAUCGAGCGCAUGCGGGCAAAUCCCUCGCUCCACGCAACCGUCGUCGACAAGCUCAACAAGACCGAGACCGAGGAGUCGGCCAUCAACUGGGCCGUCUUUGACAAGUACGCCGACGACGACGACCCGCUGCCGUCGCGCCCGACCUUCCGUUACGGCGACACCACCGCACCCAUGACCAAUGAGCUUUUCUGGGCAGAGAUCCCUGACUACGUCCGUGCAGAGAUGCACUUUUUCAACACUCGGACCCGCGAGACUACCCGCGCGCUCCCGGAGGUCUUUAUGUCGUUCACAGAGUUCCUCGACGCCCGCGACAACUGCACUGCCUUCUUUGACGACGCCAGCGCCGCCGUCCGCGACCUUGUCCUGGCCCAGGCCGCAGAACUGACAGCAUUUCGCGCCCAGUUUGAGUCUGUCCUCGCCGCCAUGGAGGAGCGCCACACGGCGGAGAUCGCCAAGGCACGUGCCGCAAAGACAAAGGCCAUCCUCAACCGCGUCCGCAACGUCACCGAGGCUCGUCGCGUCCUCGUCGCCGCCGCACGCGUCGAGCUCGACAAGACCGAGCGCUCCGAGGAGAACAACGUCGCCCGCCUCUUUGCUAAGCGCCAGGAGCGCAUGGCUGCCAUCCAGGACCAGCGCCGCAAGGCCAAGCUUGAUCGUCUCACCAUCCUUCGCGAGCCGCCCAAGAAGCCGUCCAAGGCCCGCAAGCCGACUUACGUCGGCCCCGAGCCGCCGCCGCACCGCGCCGCGCUCGUCAAAGCCUCCAGUCCGCCGCCCCAAUCGCCCAUCCCGGCUCCGGUCGCCCUGCCCGAGCCGCCCGCGCACGUCCCCGCCGCUGCUCACGCCCGCCAGCCCUCGAUCAGCUCGCCGCCGUCACCCGUCCUCAUCUCCGCUCCGCCCGGUGCGUCGGCCGGUCCGCCACCAGCCUCUCCGCCACCUCGCAAGCUCUCCGGCCGACGUCCAUCGCUCAAGACAGCGAAUGCGCCGUCCAAGCCGUCCAAGAGCCGCAAGCCGACUGUCACCGGCGGCACUGUCGCUCUGCCGACCUCCAUCGCCGCCGCUGCUGCCGCCGCUGUCACAUCCCCACCGCCGUCGCCCGUUACGCCCGUCCCGACGACCUCAAGCGAGCCGCCGUCCUCGACAUAAACCCCCAAUCGGGUA
This is a messenger RNA of Thecamonas trahens ATCC 50062, 4209 nucleotides long. RefSeq lists its product as uncharacterized. The transcript has 2 exons. The record is from RefSeq and is a predicted model, not a curated record. NCBI's taxonomy places the organism in Eukaryota, Apusomonadida, Apusomonadidae. Gene Ontology annotation, cellular component: cytoplasmic vesicle. The coding region runs from base 1 to 4194 and encodes 1397 amino acids. Gene Ontology annotation, biological process: regulation of Rab protein signal transduction.